AUGCCCGCCCGCGACAUCGCGUCCCACAACACCAUGAUGACGGCCUACGCCGCCUCCGCCGCCACCAUCGACGCCGCGCGCCACCUGUUCGACGGAAUGCUCCUCCGGAACGUCGUGUCCUGGAACGUCAUGAUCAGCGGCUACCUCAAGGCCAAGCGGCCCGAGCAGGCGCUGGAGGUCGUGCGGCGGAUGGCGGGGGCCGGGGUCAGGGGCACGGCCACGACCAUGGUCGGCGCGGCCACCGCCUGCGCCCGGCUCGGCCGGCUGCGGGCCGGGCGGGAGGUGCAUUGCGCGUACCUGCGCCGCUUCGAGGAGGACAACCUGCUCUUCUGGACCUCGCUCGUUGAUAUGUACGGCAAGUGCCGGAGGGUAGGCUCUGCCAGGAAGGUGUUUGAUCGGCUCGAGACCAGGAACCUGGUUUCAUGGAACGCGAUGAUCGUCGGCCAUUGCGUGUACGGCGAGCCUGGUGACGGGAUUCAGCUGUUCCAUGAGAUGGUUGGACGAGGUAAUGGUUCGGAUGGCCAGUUGGUUUUGCGACCGGAUGAAGUCACUUUCAUUGGCGUGCUCUGCGCGUGCACCCGGCUAGGCCUCCUGGAUGCCGGGAAGGUGUAUUUCGAGCAGAUGCGUUCGACGUACGGUCUCAGGCCAACCUUCGCGCACUAUUGGUGCAUGGCAAACCUGUACGGCAGCGUUGGCCUGCUGGAAGAGGCCGAGGGCCUCUUGCAGAGCGUGCCAGAGGAGCUGAAGGCGCGUGCACUGGGUGGUUUGCUCGGGCUGUGCCGGUUCAGGGGGGAGUGGGAACUCGGGGAACGUAUAGCCCUCAGGUUGAUCGAGCUCGAACCGAGUAACUGCGCUCACUACGCACUGCUCUGCAGCGUAUAUGCUUCGGCGGGGAGAUGGGAAGAUGCUCACAGGGUAAAGGCUAUCAUAAAGGAAAGCGACGAGAGGUUCAGUCCCGGGCAUCGUCUGGUGGACUUGAACGCGAUUGCCAACCAGUUCAAAGUUCGUGAGAGGCAGCCUGAGAAUCAGGACAUAUACGUUAUCUUGGAUGACUUGGUGUCGAAGGUGAAGUUAGCAAGCAGACCAGAUGUGCAAACUGAACCUGGGUUAAAAUAGUCCAGUAUAAGCUUGCAGAACAUUUCCGAGCUGCACAGUUUUUUGAGCAGGCAGCUAGCAGGAACAGCAGGCUAUGUAAGAACACAUGGCUGCAAGAAGUGUAUCCUGAGGUGGAUUCGUGCGAAGCUGCUUAAGGUUUAUCUUUCGUCUGAAAUGUUUGAGUUGAUACAUUGCACAUACAGAUGGAUGCUAGUAACACGCCACACUCCAUACAAGAAACUUGGAAUGCCCUGUUCUUCAUUGAAACCUCUGAUGCAUGGUUCUGCUUGGAUGGACAAAGAUCGAGCUCUUGAGAUGUUAACAGAAGGGUCAUGUUGCUGCAUUUCUGCUGGUUCAUGUAAUUUGAAAUUACAAGGUUGGGUAUGCUGCGAUGAAGGAAACAGAGCUAAAGGGCUGGCCUCUCGUUAUUCUGGUGGGAGCAAAUUAUUAGCUAUACAUUUGACAGAGCGUGGAGGGCAGCGGCGAGAUUUCCUUUUACUUUUACCUGCACUGACAGUCGACUGUAAUUGGCACAAGGCAAGUUCAAGAAAACCCAAAUCUUGUGUACAGUAGAGUUCUUACCCUUUUUCUUACACUUCUUUAUGGUCAGCUGAUCAGGUGAAUGUCUCCUGAUGAAAUUUUGAUAAUGCCAUUUGAGCCAUUGUUGUAGAAGUAGAAAAUAAUUGACUACAUGGAUUUGUUGUGGUUCUAUCACUCUAUUAAACAGAUAAGAUACCAUGACACACGGUUGAAUCUGAAUGUUGUCUUUUUUUAGCUAUCACGUCUUUUGACAGUUCUUUUAGCUUUUACAAC
This is a messenger RNA of Lolium rigidum, 1908 nucleotides long. Its product is annotated as pentatricopeptide repeat-containing protein At3g51320. NCBI's taxonomy places the organism in Eukaryota, Viridiplantae, Streptophyta, Magnoliopsida, Poales, Poaceae. Gene Ontology annotation, biological process: RNA modification. The coding region runs from base 1 to 1116 and encodes 371 amino acids. The transcript is spliced from 2 exons. Gene Ontology annotation, molecular function: RNA binding; protein binding. The record is from RefSeq and is a predicted model, not a curated record.